GUUCUCCCACCAAGAACAAGCCCGCAUCACACAACAUUAAAUCGCAAUACGAAAACUCGCCGAAACGCCUGCAGCAAUACCUUAUCGCAUACGGCAUAGAAUUCGGAGAGUUCGAGCUUUGCAACUGCCACUUUUCGAACCUCGCACCAUUUCGUAGCCGGGCCCCAAGUCUCGAUCUCCCCUCGUUUUACCCCAUCCCGCCGCUUCGAAACUCGCCUGUAAUCAGUCACUCCGUCGACGAACCCAACCACCAGGUCCUCUCGCCUCUACUUCGAAACAAGAGCAGUACUUGUUCACUCAACAAAGUAACAUAUAACUCUCGGGGUCUCGACUCUGCGCGACUGAGGAUUGGUCUUCAAAACCUUGUCAAAGGACGUUAAUGACAUCUUGACUUUGCCGAUCUGCCCUAUCCAAUAAUUUGUGCCGAGGAAUACAACCUUUUUCCAGUCAUAUAAAUCGCGAAAUCUUAGCAAACAUGGCAACCCAGUUCAUCGGCUUGCAUAUGCGGGUGGUGUUAAGGGACCCUCCUGGGAGCGAACUGACGGGGACAGUUGGCAAUGUCCAGGCAGGAAGCGGCUUAACAUUGACUAACGUGUUCGUCUCGGAUACCAAACAAUGGCUUCCUCACUUGCAGGUCCACGCCGCUAACAUCGCCGAUCUUGCUGAAGUCAAGAACGACAGGCCAGCGACAUAUACGCCUGCUCCAGCCGAAUCCAUCGCUGCGCCUUUCAUUUCGCAACCACCACCGCAACCUGCUUUUGUAGACCCUGCGAUCCUAAGUAUGGGAAGACCGCCAGCAGCAUUAACGCCGACAGGCUCCGACUCAAAAGUGCCAUUGGAGGAUGGAAGAGCUGAACUACAAGUCGCUCCUAUGAGUGCCACUGUCUCAACACCGGGGAGACCCACCCCUGAUCACGAUCUGACUGGUUCUGUCAGUAAUUUGGCCAUCAACGAAGCGGUCCAAGAAAUGGACAAUGGCCAGCCAAUUGAAGGACAGGCACCGCGAUCCGCCAAGAAGAAAAACAACAACAACCGACGCUCUCGACAGUCCAAGCAAGGAAAGGGCCAGCGUGCUGAGGAUGAUGGCCAAGCUAUUGAGGGUUCACCCGCCAGUGGCCGAGGCAAGGGGUGGAGGCAAACACCAAUCCUGCAGAGUACAUCAUCUUUCCAACCAUUCCAUUCUCUGAAAAAGAGCUCCAAGGGGCGCAAAGGUAUCCUCGAUAACGGCUGGGCAUCCGAAGAUGUCACAGAAGAGAUGGGCGAGUUCGAUUUUGAAAACAACCUGGCAAAGUUUGAUAAGCGUACCAUUUUUGAUCAGAUGAGGAAGGAGGAUCAAAUCGACGAUGCCAGCCGAUUGGUGUCUCACAAUCGAAAACCAAAGCCUGGCACAGCUGGCGGAAAGAACCUGCAUUACACGGAAAAUGUACUGGACCUGCCGUCCUCAACUAAGAAAGAUGCAGACUUCUGGAAUAGUGAGGCAGAUGAUGGACUGAACGAGGCUGAGAGGCUUUCUGGACGGGAUGUUCGGAGUGGUCAAGGUAAUAGGAGGGCUGAUAGCAAAUCGGGUCCCUCACGAAGAUCACAGUCACGCAAGGCGAGUGCUGUUGCAAUAUCUGGCGGCCUUCCGCUAAGCCGCGUCAAUUCUGGCGUACGUGCAGGCCACCUGUCUCGGUUGUCGAUCUCUCGACCAGAAUCUCGCAGUACUAACAGUAGACAGCAAGGUCACCCGCCUGGCUUAUACCUCGUCCCUUCGCAUAAGCGUCUUGAAACUGUUUCAGCCUUGCAGAUGCUUAAUCUCGAAAACAUAGCAGCGAACGAGAUCGGCUUAACAGAACAACUUAUGGCCGAGAAUGGAGGCCGAGGUAUUGCUGAGGUUGCUCUGAUAGCCCUUUCAGACCCUGCUAUCAAAGUACGGUUCGGCCUUGCUGGUGCGAAUCCCUCCUCCAGUGCUACAUUGACGAGUCCGGUGGUGGUGAUCCUGGCUGGAAAUAACAAAUCGGGUAUCCGAGCUAUUGCUGCUGCUCGCCAUCUGCGGAACAAAAACGUCAACAUGCUCGUAUGCUUAGUGGGUAUUGAGCGCGAGAAAGACUUGCUCGAGGACCUGCGGCAACAGAUUCAACUUUAUCGAGCUUUUGGUGGUAAAAUUCUCAGCAAGGCAGAUCUGUUCGAGCAUUUGCGCAAAGCAUCAUCAUCAGGCUCACCUGUCUCAGUAUCACUCAUCAUCGAUGCUCUUCUGGGCUUGACCAUAUCGUUUGAAGAACUGCGAACUGGUGACCAGGCUGCUGUGUAUGAGUUGAUGGAGUGGGCGAACCGGAACGAAGCGUUCGUGCUAUCGGUCGAUGUGCCAACAGGUAUCGACCCAACUUCCGGCAAAGUGGCAGUGAUAGAUGGUAGCCGUCUAUUUGUGAAGCCUCGAUACGUUGUUGCAAUGGGUGCUCCCAAGCGAGGCUUGCUCGAAGCCGUGACACCACCCGAUGAGGAUGACCCUCAGAACAUGAACAACGCCGGACACGAAGAAGAAUGGCGUCUAUUUAUCGCGGAUAUUGGCCUGGGAAGUGCCGUCUGGAGGAAGGCUGGAACCAAGAUUCGAAGAGGUAUCGACUUUGAUGAGAAGUGGUUACUGGAGAUGAAGUAUCGGGAUGGACAGCAGGACGGAACCGACUCUGAUGAGGAAUAAUGUACUGCACGAAACCAGUGAGAACAUCGAUUCAUGACAUGAGGAAGGGGAAGAAGAAACGAAAGGUAGCGAUAAGUUCAGCGAUUGUUUUACCUGUUGCAUGGGAAACGGCAAAUGGGAAGAUGCAUUUUCGACAAUACUUGGCGUUUGGUGGGUUUUAUUCUGGCGCUUAGGAGGGUGCAUUAUUACAUUUGAGGUCAAGAAGGGACCGAAUACCCAGGAGUUCAGUCGAAAUAAGAUGCUUUUUAUAUGUAUAUAGCAUUUUGAUGGUUUCACUAUUGCUGUAAUGUGAAAAUAUCCAUAGCUGCGGUUAUUUGUGUUUUGAUAGAAGAUUGAUUGACGGACGAGCCAAGUUUGCCAAGAGUAUGGAGAAGGUUGCACAGAGGCCAAGUUAAAGUUAAGCUACGGGGAGAAAACUAAGCUUUGCCAAGCA
Molecule: messenger RNA, 3110 nt
Organism: Fusarium oxysporum Fo47
Lineage: Eukaryota; Fungi; Ascomycota; Sordariomycetes; Hypocreales; Nectriaceae
Product: YjeF-related protein N-terminus-domain-containing protein
Exons: 2
Coding region: 476-2677 (733 amino acids)
Biological process (GO): deadenylation-independent decapping of nuclear-transcribed mRNA; P-body assembly
Cellular component (GO): P-body
Molecular function (GO): mRNA binding
Source: RefSeq, a predicted model, not a curated record